CCACCUUCAACAUCCUCGAUUUCUACCACCACCGAUUUUUCAACCUCGCGACCGUCAUCCUCCUCCUCGUUUUCAACCUCCUGCGCGAUUUGAUAACCCUAACCAAAGCAACCUUCAUCCUCCUCCUCGAUUUCAACCUCCUGCCCGUUUUGAUAACCAUUAUCACAUGAAUUUCACAAGUAGAUUGAAAAUGAAAAGACUAGAAGGAAAAGAUACACAAGCAGUUGUGAACAUGUUAAUUAAGAGAGGAGAAGAAGAUCCAAACUUUUAUUUUCGAGUAAAGGUGAACGAGGCAAACCAAGUAAUAAGCAUGUUUUGGAGGGAUGGAAUGAUGCAAGAAGAUUAUGACAUAUAUGGUGAUGUCUGUGUCUUUGACACAACUUUCAGAACAAACAAAUACAAUUUAGUUUGUGCGCCAUUUGUAGUUGUCAACAACCAUUGGAGUAAUGUGAUGUUUGGUUGUGCUUUUAUUGCUGAUGAGAAGACACACACUUUUGUGUGGCUAUUGGAAACAUUUCUGGACUCUAUGGGAGGCAAAGCACCUAUAACUAUCUUUACAGAUCAAGAUCAAGCAAUGGCAAAUGCUAUUGAACAAGUAUUUCCUAAUACAAGACAUAGAUUAUGCUUAUGGCACUUACAAAAGAAUGCUGUGUCAAGAUUUGGAGACUUAAAAGCUGACAAUACAUUCAAAGACACAUUCAAGAAGUGCUUAUAUCGUUGUUACAAUGAAGAAGAAUUUGAAACCACUUGGUUUGACAUGAUUACUAAGUAUAACCUUCAAGAUCAUGAUUGGUUUACAAAUCUCUAUACAAUAAAAGAAAAAUGGUGUACAGCUUUGAACAAAGAUUUUUUCUCAGCUGGAAUAUUGUCUUCACAAAGGAGUGAGAGCACUAACAAUGCUAUUGGAUUUAAAGGGAACAAAUCAACUUCACUAACAGAAUUCUUUCACAUUUUUGGAGCAACAGUGGAUCGUUGGAGAUAUCAAGAAGAACAAAAUGAAUAUGAUUGUGGAAAUGCUUUGCCUAAAUCUGAUUUUCCAAUGGUCGGAAUGAUAAAACAUGCGGCAAAUGUUUACACACUUACAUUGUUUAGAGAUUUUGAAAAAGAAUUCAAAUAUGCAAUGGGUUGCAUCUCAAAUGUCAACUACAUCAAUGGAAAUUUCUUUGGUUACAAAGUGCAACAUGAAUCUUGGCCUGAACAUACUGCCCAUUAUGUAGCAUUUGAUCCAACAACAAAUUCCAUUAAAUGCACUUGUAGGAACUUCGAAGAAUCAGGAUGGCUAUGUUUCCAUGCAAUACGAGUUCUACAUAUACAUUCUAUUGUCAACAUUCCAGAGCAAUAUAUUUCAAAAAGGUGGACAAAGUUUGCAAAAAGUGAAGUAUGGAAGAGAAUGGAACAUAAAGAAGAUAAUGGAACAGAAAAGAGAAAAAUUACUCCAUGGCGUUAUGAGAUGGCAAAAAAUUUGUACAACUUGGUUAUUAAAUGUCAAGGGAGUGAUGCAGCUAAAAAGGUGCUUAAAGAGGCUUAUGCUCAUGCUAACGAAAGCAUAAAUAAGGUUCUAGAAAAAGAAAAGGCAGCAGAAAAGGAGGCAGCACAAAAGGCACAAGACGAUGUUGAAGCACAACAAACCACAAUCAACAUAGCACCGUAUACAUCAUCAUCAUCAUCAAAUGCACCACAAAUAAUAGUUGAAAAUCCACCACUAGUGAAGACAAAAGGAAGAAGUAAAAGAAAAAAAGGAUUCUUUGAGAUAAGGACAUCGUCAACAGCACCUACAAAAUUUGGAACUUUUACACCAAAAGAACAACUUUUUUAG
This is a messenger RNA of Spinacia oleracea (spinach), 1816 nucleotides long. RefSeq names its product protein FAR1-RELATED SEQUENCE 5-like. The record is from RefSeq and is a predicted model, not a curated record. Lineage: Eukaryota; Viridiplantae; Streptophyta; Magnoliopsida; Caryophyllales; Amaranthaceae. Gene Ontology annotation, molecular function: zinc ion binding. The transcript has 5 exons. Bases 167 to 1816 code for a protein of 549 amino acids.